GCGCGCGCGCGCUCGCAUCGCAACACCGACGAUGGCGCGCACGCCGACGCCGGGGACGCAGCGCACGCAGCGCACGCAGCGCGCGCAGCCGCCGCGCACCUACGCGCCGCCGGCGCCGCCGCCCGGCGUGACGCCCGACGGGCUCCUGGAGGGCCACCCGAAGGACGAGUGGCUCGACCGGUUCGUCAAGUUCCUGGUGCGGCCGCGCGGCGGGCGCGCGGCGCUCGAGGCGCUCGUCGCGCGCGACGACGCGGCCGGCGUCGUCGGCUUCGACGUCGACUGCGUCGACGUCGUCGCGCACGACGCGGAGCUGCUCGCGUGCACGCUGCGGCACCCCAAGGUCAUGGUGCCCGUGCUCGACGACGCGCUCGCCGAGGCCCAGGACCGGCUCCUCGCCUCGGCGUCGGCCGCGGGCCGCGACGACUGGCGGCCGCGGCGCGCCAAGGCGCGGCUCCGCUGCGUGCCGCCGCUGCCCGAGCACUGGAAGGCGAACGUGAGCUCGCUGCGCGCGUCGGACGUGGGCAAGCUCGUCCAGGUCUGCGGCACCGUCGUCCGCGCGGGCGCCGUGAAGAUCAUCGAGUCCUGCCGCACGUACCAGUGCGGCGCGGCGUCCUGCGGCGCGACGUUCGCGGUCUACGCGGACCGCGAGCAGGGCAACCUGCUGGAGAAGCCGACGCGGUGCCCCGGGGCCAACGGGUGCGGCGGCUGCAGCUCGCGGCGCUUCGUCGAGGUCGGCCGCGAGAACGCGGACUACCAGGAGGUGCGGCUCCAGGAGCACGUCGAGCAGCUCGCCGUCGGGUCCAUCCCGCGCGCGGUGACCGUCGUGCUCGAGCACGACCUCGCGGACUCGGUGCAGGCCGGCGACCGCGUGAGCGUCGUCGGCUGGCUCGAGCGCAAGUGGAAGCCCUGCUACCGGGACGUGCGCUGCGACGUCGAGGUCGUGCUCGUCGCCAACGGCGUCCGCGUCGGCGCGGCGUCGACGGCGGGCGCCGCGCGCGUCACAUCGGAGGACCGCGCGGCCUUCCGCGCGCUCUGGGCCGACGCGACCGCGCGGGGCAGGCCGCUCGCGGCGCGCGACGCCGUCGUCGACAGCGUCUGCCCGCAGAUCUUCGGGCGCCGCGCAGUGAAGCUCGCGGUGCUCCUCGCGCUCAUCGGCGGCGUCGGCAGCGACGACGCGCCGCCGGCGCGCGAGCCGGGCGCGCCGCCGGCGCCCGCGGCCGCCAAGGCGCCGGGCGGCGACCGGCGCCGGGGCACGCCCCACCUGCUCCUCGUCGGCGACCCGCUGUGCCGGAAACGACCGUUCCUGCGCUUCGCGGCCAAGGUCGCGCCGCGCUGCGUCGUGACGACGGGCUGCGGCACGACGUCCGCGGGGCUCACGUGCUCCGCGGUCAAGGACGGCGGCGAGUGGACGCUCGAGGCCGGCGCGCUCGUCCUCGCGGACCGCGGCGUCUGCUGCAUCGACGAGUUCAGCGCGAUCAACCCGCGCGACCGCGCGGCGAUCCACGAGGCCAUGGAGCAGCAGACGCUGAGCGUCGCCAAGGCGGGCCUCGUCUGCAAGCUGAGCGCGCGGGCGACGGUCAUCGCCGUGACGAACCCCCGGGGCAAGUACGACCGCAAGGCGGACCUCUCCGUGAACACGUCGCUGCCGCCGCCGCUGUUGAGCCGCUUCGACGUCGUCCUCGUCAUCGAGGACGACCCGGACGAGGCCUGGGACCGGGCCGUGUCCGCGGCCGUGCUCAACACGCACCUCGCGCCGGGGCUCGGGGCCCUCGAGACGUACGACCCCGCGGAGCGCGGCGGCGGCGGCGCGCCGCGGCGGCGGCGGCGGCGGCGCGCGCCGCCGCGGCCCGACCCCUGGCCCGCGGAGCGGCUGCGCACCUACGUCGCGCACGUCAAGGCGACGCUCGCGCCGGCGCUCGGCGACGGCGCGUCGGCGCUGCUCGAGGCCUACUACGCGGCGCAGCGCGCGGCGUCGCGCGGCGGCGGCCGCGCGACGAUCCGCAUGCUCGAGUCGCUCGUCCGCGUCGCGCAGGCGCACGCGCGGCUCAUGCACCGCGACGUCGCGUCGACGCAGGACGCCGUCGUCGCCGUGCUGCUCGUGGACAAGAGCAUGAUGGAGACCGCGGUCUUCGCGGCCGUCGCGGAGCCCAUCGCCGACCUCGCGACGACCGACGACUCCGACGCGUACUACGUCUUCCAGCAGGCCGCCGUCCUCGACGCGCUCGGGCUCGAGCCGGCGGACGGCGACGCGCUCGUGCGGAGCGGGGGCGAAAGUGGGGGCGAGGGCAGCCCGGGGUAAAGCUGUCGAUGUU
This is a messenger RNA of Aureococcus anophagefferens, 2312 nucleotides long. RefSeq lists its product as hypothetical. The record is from RefSeq and is a predicted model, not a curated record. Bases 32 to 2299 code for a protein of 755 amino acids. The transcript has 2 exons. Gene Ontology annotation, biological process: DNA replication; double-strand break repair via homologous recombination. Gene Ontology annotation, molecular function: ATP binding; single-stranded DNA helicase activity; single-stranded DNA binding. Gene Ontology annotation, cellular component: MCM complex; nucleus. Lineage: Eukaryota; Pelagophyceae; Pelagomonadales; Pelagomonadaceae.